Molecule: messenger RNA, 1038 nt
Organism: Lottia gigantea (owl limpet)
Lineage: Eukaryota; Metazoa; Mollusca; Gastropoda; Lottiidae
Exons: 7
Biological process (GO): signal transduction
Molecular function (GO): 3',5'-cyclic-AMP phosphodiesterase activity
Source: RefSeq, a predicted model, not a curated record
AUUAGUCGCUUAAGUGAAUGGGAUUAUCCUAUAUUUCAAUUAUCAGAUUGUGUCAAAGACUUUAUAUUGAGUAAGGUAUCUUAUAAAUUAUUUAACGAAGUUGGAUUGUUUGAGACAUUCCGAAUACCGUUACCAGAAUUUAUGAAUUAUUUCCAUGCUUUGGAAUUAGGCUAUAGAGAGAAACCAUAUCAUAAUAGAGUACAUGCUACAGAUGUUUUACAUGGUGUAUAUUUUUUAACAACUCAACCUAUACCAGGUUUUUACUUGAAUGAAAUACAUGUUGAAAGUAAUUUUAUUUCAGAAACUGAGAAUGAACCACGAACUAGUUUUAAUCGGCCGAGUUUUGCAGCUGAUGAUAGUUAUGGUAUAAUGGGAGGUAAUUUUCCAGCAUUAGAAUUAAUGGCUAUGUACACAGCAGCUGCCAUGCAUGAUUAUGAUCAUCCAGGUCGAACCAAUGCUUUCCUGGUAGCAACUCAUGCAUCAAAGGCUGUGUUGUAUAAUGAUAGAUCUGUCCUAGAAAACCAUCAUGCUGCUGCAGCAUGGAGAUUAAUACUCACAAACCCUAAAAAUAACUUCCUUCGCUCACUUGAUGCUGUCGAAUUCAAACGAUUUCGAUUCCUGGUAAUUGAAGCCAUAAUAGCAACAGAUCUGAAGAGACAUUUCGAAAUCCUAGCAGAAUUUAAUGCCAAGGUUAACUGUGAUGAAUCACCUGGUAUAGAUUGGACAAGUGAAAGUGACCGUAUGUUAGUCAUGCAAAUGGUCAUUAAGCUAGCAGACAUCAAUGGUCCCAGUAAAGCCAGAGAUUUACAUUUUGAGUGGACAAGAAGAAUUGCUGAAGAAUUUUAUGAACAGGGUGAUGAAGAACAGUCAAGAGGAAUGCCAAUAUCACCCUAUAUGGACAGAACUUGUCCACAAUUAGCUAAAUUACAAGAAACCUUUAUUAAUCAUCUAGUAGCCCCAUUAUGUAAUGCUAUGGUAACUGGUGGAUUAUUACCAGGAACAUGGGUUGAAGAUGAUGGUGAUGGUGACAGUAAGUAG